AUGACUGGGAACAAGAGCAUGGAACAAGGCAGAAGGGUGCAGGAUGGAUCAGAACAAGGGAAGGUUAUCAGGCACAAUCUGGCAGCAAGAAGCACAACCUCCAAUGUAUCCCCUGUGCCUGCAGCAAGUUCCAACACACAACCCAGCAGUCCCAUCAGUCCAACAGAUGAAAACCCACAAUCACCAAAUGCGGAUGCACCAGAAUGUCUAGAGGAGGAAUCGUUCCCAACGGAAGUAGAACCUGCCAGUCGGGUGGCUACAGAAGCAAGGGGUCGGGGUGGUCUCCGUGGCCGUGGCCGUGGUCGUAGACGUCAGCCGAGGGGCGGCUCUGAUGACCCGUUGUUAUCUCUGCUGCAGCAAGUGCGGGAGGAGAGGCGCAGUGUGGAUGCUUUUCUCGAUCCCAGCAAUCCACGCAGCACAUUUUGCAGAAGUCUCUACCCUAUCCUGGACGACAUUGGGGGAGACCAGGAGAAGACUUGCAUGAGCUUCAUUUACACGGUGGCAAAUGAAUUCCGUGAAGCAAAAUUAAGUGGUGGCCCCACACCAAAAUUCAAAUUAAUAAAUCUUAAUGCUCCACCAACGGCCCCUGCCACCUCAGCAGUCCAACAAUCCCCCUAUUAUCCCAUUCCUCCCAUUCCCGCCCGACCUACAACUUCUUAUUCGCAAAUGAUGUCCCAACCCUAUGAAGAUUUCACCCCAGCCACCUCCUCCCAUUUCCCUUCCCCGUACUCUGCACCCCGCUACCACCAUGAAUCGUGGAAUGAGCGCCAGCCCCAAUCUCGUCCCAAAUCCCCACAUGCCCAUGGAGAUCAAGUCUCCACCCCCACGUAUCACCAGCUUGGUUAAUUUUUUUUUUUUUUUUAUAAUAAAUAUUUCU
Messenger RNA from Rana temporaria (common frog), 877 nucleotides. RefSeq lists its product as uncharacterized. Bases 1 to 846 code for a protein of 281 amino acids. The record is from RefSeq and is a predicted model, not a curated record. Lineage: Eukaryota; Metazoa; Chordata; Amphibia; Anura; Ranidae. The transcript is spliced from 3 exons.